Molecule: messenger RNA, 1284 nt
Organism: Lactuca sativa (garden lettuce)
Lineage: Eukaryota; Viridiplantae; Streptophyta; Magnoliopsida; Asterales; Asteraceae
Product: protein MIZU-KUSSEI 1
Biological process (GO): hydrotropism
Source: RefSeq, a predicted model, not a curated record
AAUGUGAAAAUUACAUGUGUAAUCCAUCCAUUUAUCUUGGUUGUAUUCCUUAUUUAUUCAAAACAAGCUCCCCUACUUUAAAAACCCUUUCUAUAUAUUUGGAAGAAUUCUUUCAUCACUUACUUUGUACAUUCAAUUCCAUACAUUCUGAAUUUAUAACCUCGUUAUAUAAAAUAAUGCCUCCUGUCCACUCCAGCCCAUUUCAUCAAAUGGAAAACCCAGCUCUUGCAUCGUUUUUACAGCACACCACCAAUCGGGAAAAGCGAUCAAAAAGUCGCAGUGGCAGCGGUGGCGGCGGCGGCGGUGGUAUCUUCCGCAUGUUCAAGCUUCUUCCCAUGCUAACCUCCGGUUGCAAGAUGGUGGCACUAUUAGGCCGGCCAAGAAAGCAGCUGCUAACUGAUCACGCAACCACCGGAACCCUAUUUGGUUACCGGAGAGGGAGAGUAAGUUUAGCCAUCCAAGAAGAUCCACACCGUCUCCCAGUCUUUGUGAUUGAGCUUCCGAUGAGCUCAACCGCGUUCCAGAAAGAAAUGGCGUCAGAUAUCGUCAGAUUAUCGCUGGAAAGUGAAACUAAAACUAAUAAGAAGAAGGUGUUGGAGGAAUAUGUGUGGGGAGUUUAUUGUAAUGGAAGGAAAUAUGGGUAUUCGAUACGAAGGACACAAAUGACAGAUGAUGAACUUCAUGUGAUGCAGUCGCUGCGAGGGGUGUCAAUGGGUGCCGGAGUACUUCCGGGGCUGUCGGGAAAGGAGUGGGCGGUGGACGGCGAGUUGACUUAUAUGAGAGCAAGGUUUGACCGAGUGGUCGGAAGUAAAGAUUCAGAAGCUUUUCAUAUGAUCAAUCCUGAAGGAGCUGCAGAUGGCCAAGAACUCAGCAUUUUCUUUAAAAAAAAAAUUCAAAAUCUUCAUCUUCGUUCUUUCGGAACAAAGUUAGUCUCCUAAAUCGUGUCGAUUUGUGAGGAUGUAUCAGAUCUUCAUCGAGCACCGCUAUUGUGGUAUGUUGGACUCUGCAAUUACGAUAUGUUGAAUAUCGAACUGCCUUGCAAAUUUGUCUACAAUCUUCCUCUGCAAUGGUACUCUGCAACCACUCUACAGCUUCCCCUACCAUUGUAGUCCCAUUUCGUAGCUUUGUAUUUUGAUGUUGAAAAUUAUAUAUGAUGUCAAACGGAAGAGAAAAUUCCAUAACUCAAAAGGAGAUCACUUAUGUGGGCUCGAGUUCUUCUUCAUCAUUUUGCUUUCUUAUGUAGGAGAUUAUUUAUAAAAAUAGUCAGCUUAUCCUUGUGUGGUA